This is a messenger RNA of Podarcis lilfordi (Lilford's wall lizard), 825 nucleotides long. NCBI's taxonomy places the organism in Eukaryota, Metazoa, Chordata, Lepidosauria, Squamata, Lacertidae. The record is from the annotation of a GenBank genome assembly.
AUGGAAUGUGGGAUGUGCUUUUAUCACAGUGGAAGUCUGAGGAUACAUCAACAAACUCACAAAGGAGAGAAACUAUUUGAAUGUAUGAAGUGUGGAACAAACUUUAGUCAUAGUCAAGCACUUAGAAUACAUCAACGAACUCACACGGGGGAGAAAUCAUUUGAAUGUAUGGCAUGUGGAAAGAACUUCAACCGGAAAGAUAAACUUACAGUACAUUGGCGAACUCACACAGGGGAGAAACCAUUUAAAUGUUUUGAGUGUGGAAAGAACUUCAACCGGAAAGAUAAACUUACAGAACAUUGGCGAACUCACACAGGGGAGAAACCAUUUAAAUGUUUUGAGUGUGGAAAGAGCUUCAGUAAAGAUGAAGCACUUAGAAGACAUCAACGAACUCAAACGGGGGAGAAACCAUUUAAAUGUAAUGAAUGUGGAAAGAGUUUCAGUAACAAUGGAGCACUUAGAAUACAUCAACGAACUCACACGGGGGAGAAACCAUUUAAAUGUAUUGAAUGUGGAAAAAGCUUCAGUAACAACGGAGCACUUAGAAGACAUCAACGAACUCACACGGGAGAGAAAACAUUUAAAUGUAUUGAAUGUGGAAAAAGCUUCAGUAACAACGGAGCACUUAGAAGACAUCAACGAACUCACACAGGAGAGAAACCAUUUAAAUGUAUUGAAUGUGGAAAAAGCUUCAGUGAAAGUGAAUAUCUUAGAAUACAUCAACGAACUCACAUGGGGGAGAAACCAUUUAAAUGUGUGGAUUGUGGAAAGAGCUUCACUAAAAAUGGACACCUUAGAAGACAUCAGCUAACACACACACAAUGA